Cephus cinctus (wheat stem sawfly) is the source of this 3149-nucleotide messenger RNA. RefSeq names its product zinc transporter 2. The coding region runs from base 965 to 2260 and encodes 431 amino acids. The record is from RefSeq and is a predicted model, not a curated record. Gene Ontology annotation, cellular component: plasma membrane. Gene Ontology annotation, biological process: response to zinc ion; zinc ion transmembrane transport. NCBI's taxonomy places the organism in Eukaryota, Metazoa, Arthropoda, Insecta, Hymenoptera, Cephidae. Gene Ontology annotation, molecular function: zinc ion transmembrane transporter activity. The transcript is spliced from 9 exons.
AAAGCAUAGUCAAUAUCAGUCAUAAUACGGAAUAAGCUAUACACUGGUAAGAGGGUACGAUAUCUCCUUGGAGGAGAGUUAAGCUAUCUCGUUAAACAAGCUCGACCAGCACUCUUCCAAGACAGUCCGGUAUGCCGUGUAGACGUUUUAUUUAUUUAACUAGUGACAUGUGCAGUCCUUCCACAUAACGUGUCCCGUCGUAAGAAUCAAAUGAACAAAAUUAUUUCGCCCUUACGUCUGGCAUAGUUAUCGCGCACUGUAAUCCAACGAUGGAGGAAGAAAGAAUUAAACUGUUUCAGAGACUUGACGAAUAUUUCCAAUCAAUUGUUAUUGAACACCCAGUAUGCAGAACGAUAAGAGACUGAAACUACGUAAAAUACAAGGCGACGUUUAAUAUUCUAAGUUUUGCCCGAGGCGCCUUCAAUUGUAACGCCGUUCAAACGUACACACGUUUGUUAUAAGAGAAUUAAAUUGAACACAGGAAAUAAAAAACAAAUAAUUGCAAAACCGUUCGAGUCUUCACCAUAAAUAUAUAAUAACUGAUUUCUCGACAGAUCAAAGUUUGUACGAUUAGAUGUAUAAAUGUUGCUGAUAUUAUUUUUAGAAUUUUCCAUAAAUUAAAUAUUAAUUUAUCACAUGUAAAUGCGAUAAUUUUUCGUUAAUUCAGAGAUUCCUACACACCCCUUGCACUCUAUAAUUUACAUACUUCCUAUGUAGAUGUACUUGGUACACAAGUUUGUUAAUUAGCGACUUAAGACUCGUGCAGACCGCUGCAGAUUUUAUUGUUGCGAGUACAGUCCCAUCAAUGCCAGUCAUUGCUGAUAGCAAAUACAGUUAGUAUUGCGCGACGGGUGUAUGCGUACUAAAGAUUUUUGGUACGUACGCAAUGUUUGCGUGUAUUAUAUAUAAUUUUUGAAAGUUUAAUAAGGGUUUUUUUGAGAGAGAGAAAAUUUCUGAGUGAGGUAUGACCGACGAGGUAAUUUUGGAUCUGACGCCAAGAGCUGAGCAAAGUCAUUUGUUUGACAAAUACUUCAAGUGGGGAUUUAAGGACAAUGCAGCUUUCGGGUAUGGAACCAGCAUUCCGCCAAAUAAUAACGAAUGUGACGAAUCGGAUUCACCUCCCAAGCAGGUGAUCUUUUGCGUCCAUGGAAAACUCUCUGGUUGUUGUACAGUUGUUAAGGGUAGCACGGGGGAUGAACCUUCUAAUUCAAAGUAUCAAUUCCAGAGGAAUACGUCGCUCAUUGAGGAUCAUUGCCACAGAGAGAGAAAUGAAGGAAUUGAUAAGAAAGCCAGAAAGAAGCUAGUAAUUGCCAGUGUAUUGUGCGUUCUUUUCAUGAUUGGAGAAAUCAUUGGGGGUAUCCUAUCAAACAGUUUAGCCAUUGCUACGGAUGCUGCUCAUCUGCUCACUGAUUUUGCAUCUUUUAUGAUUUCAUUAUUCUCAAUAUGGGUUGCCACCAGACCAGCCACUAGGAAAAUGCCAUUUGGUUGGUACAGAGCAGAGGUAAUUGGUGCACUCACGUCUGUAUUGAUGAUAUGGGUGGUAACGGGUGUCUUGUUCUACCUUGCUGUACAGCGAGUGAUUAAUAAAGACUUUGAAUUAGAUGCCACUGUAAUGUUGAUAACGUCAGCCGUUGGUGUUGCGGUAAAUCUAGUGAUGGGUUUGACUCUUCAUCAACAUGGCCAUAGUCAUGCAGGUCAUCAUGGUCAUACCCAUGCUGAUGUUGACCUUGAGCACGAGAAAGCUCAUAUUGAUUCCAAGUCUAGCAAAGCAGAAGCCAAGAAUAUAAAUGUUCGAGCAGCUUUUAUACACGUGGUUGGUGAUUUUAUACAGAGUAUAGGUGUCCUAGUAGCUGCCCUCAUUAUUUAUUUCAAGCCAAACUGGAGUAUCGUCGAUCCCAUUUGCACCUUCCUGUUCUCUAUUUUGGUUCUGCUAACAACAAUUACAAUUAUCAAAGACGUCAUGAAUGUCCUGAUGGAAGGGAUGCCAAAGGGUUUUGAAUAUUCCCAAGUAGAAAGUACCUUGACACAGAUCGAGGGAGUAGUCAAAGUACACAAUUUGCGAAUCUGGGCAUUGUCGUUAGAUAAGACUGCGUUAUCUGCUCAUAUUGCUAUAGAGCCUGGAACUAGUCCACAACAAGUCUUGCGUAUGGCAACGCGGAAUAUACAUGAUAAAUAUAAUUUCUUUGAGAUGACACUACAGAUAGAGGAGUUCGAUAAGAAAAUGGAAAAUUGUCAGCAAUGCAAAUCGCCGCCACUGUAAUAUAAAUACUUCUAGAGCCUAUUAUGUUUGAUUGGGAUGUAUUGAACUGUUAGUUAAUUUGCAAAUAAUAUGAUUCAUAAUGUAUUCGUCACCGUCUGUUUCUUAUUAUAGAAGCAGCAGACGACAAUUGGGUUUGGUUUACUUAUUUGGUUUUAUACCUCUAAAGACAAGCGGUAUUAAUACUUUGAAAAUUUUUCAAAUUAUUUUUCAACUGUCAGUAAAUAGAAUUUAUUCACUAAAUCCCAGCAGUAUGAAUGGAUCCUUAUGAAAUGUAUACUUAAGUUUCAUAUGAAUGUUCAUUGUCACUUGGACAUGAAUCCAGAAGCAUUAUGAUUGAAAUUUGCGAGGCAAUCCUUCUUUUUCUCUAACAUAAGGUCGCUCUUUUUUAAUGAUGUUUAGGCCUAGUACAGAGUUCGAGUUUUCACAAAAUAAUAAAAGAACGUUUCUUGCAUUAUUUUGAGACCCAUGAAUCUGUUUCUUCAGUACAAACAUAUAUAUCUAUAUAUAUAUAUGUAUGUAUGUAUAUCAUUUAUAGAACUACAAAAAUAUUGUAACAAUAGUAACUUGUGCACUAUUUAAAGCACACAUUAAAGGAAAACACUUUUUAUUGCCAUUGGUUACAUAUUAAAAAAUGUUGUACCAUUACUUUUCGUAACAGAUAUAUCCAAAAGUGUUAUGUUCAUGCAUAAAAAUUCUACCAAGACAAAAAUCGACAAAUUCUCCAUCAUAUGAAAUGAUACAAAUAUGUAACAUCCUGAUCACGGAUUUCCUGUAACACCAUGUUAUACGAUCUAAAGGAAAGACUAUUUUGAUAGUUCCUUUGUGUAAUAAUUUUUUAACAAAUUGUUAUAUUCUAUAAAUAUAUUUCAGUUAGACAUGACUAAUAAAA